This is a messenger RNA of Colletotrichum godetiae, 1086 nucleotides long. RefSeq lists its product as uncharacterized. The transcript has 4 exons. Lineage: Eukaryota; Fungi; Ascomycota; Sordariomycetes; Glomerellales; Glomerellaceae. The coding region runs from base 1 to 1086 and encodes 361 amino acids. Gene Ontology annotation, biological process: iron ion transport; copper ion import; intracellular iron ion homeostasis. Gene Ontology annotation, cellular component: plasma membrane. The record is from RefSeq and is a predicted model, not a curated record. Gene Ontology annotation, molecular function: ferric-chelate reductase activity.
AUGGUUUUCCCGUUUUCGGCAUGGCAUCUUGACUCGCUCACCGGUUUGCUUGGUCUUCGAUGGCGCUCGAGGGGCAGUCAUAGUAGGCUAUCCAAGAAUGGAGACCUACGUUCCGAGAGACCCAUUAUUGAUCAUGUAUGGCAGGCGGCGUCAGCCAUCGGGGGUCUUGUCCUUUUCUCUGUCCCAACAAUCAAAGAUAACCUCUACGAAAUUUUCAUCCGCCUCCACCAAGGCAUGGCAAUAUUGUCCAUCUACGGUAUUUGGGAACACUUGGCUGCGCAGUCGGUCUUUGCGCGCCUGCUGCUCUACGUAUCGGUUGGCGCAUCUGCUCUGUCUCUACUAUUGCUAUCUGGCCUGGUUAUCUACCGCAACGGACUUCUAUUUCAUGGCUUCCCUCGGACAUCAAUCAGCAACUCCGGCGACGUGAUCAUUAUUGAAUUGAGACUGUCACGUCCUGUCUUCGUCGACGCCGGACAGUCUAUAAGUCUGUGGAUGCUCACUCCCUCGGCGAAGCUUCGAUCACUGUGGCAAACCCACCCCUUUGUGGUCGCGUCGUGGUCUGCCUCGCCUGCCGACACGCUUCAUUUGUUGGUCGAGCCUCGCUCGGGCUUGACCGAAAAACUCCUCCAGUUCAGUAAAAUGCAGAAGGUGCAGCAGACUUGCCCUGCCCUCUUUGGUGGUCCGCACGGCAUGAGCGUCCCCGUCACUGACUACGAUGUUGUCCUCAUGGUAGCCAGUGGUUACGGCAUCGCAGCGCAGCUACCCUACUUGAAAAAGCUCAUUUACGAAUUCAACAGUCGUAAGGCCCGUACUCGCCGCAUUCACCUGGUGUGGACGCUGGACACCAUUGAACUGGCCGUUGCUAUCAAGCACCUACUGGAUAGUGCACUGAGAGAGGAUACUCUAGAUGACGGAUAUAUCUUGAAGAUUUCAAUAUUCGUCCGGCACAUAUCUCAGGGCCAUGACAUAAGUUCUCGAGCUACGAUCGCGAAGGGCGCUCCUGAUUUCAAUGCGAUCAUUCGAGAGGAAGUCGAAGGCAAGUACAUUCGAAGAGUCCAGGACAAUGAGAAGGGAAGGGAGGCAUGA